Theobroma cacao (cacao) is the source of this 1243-nucleotide messenger RNA. Its product is annotated as Tetratricopeptide repeat (TPR)-like superfamily protein. Gene Ontology annotation, molecular function: protein binding. The record is from RefSeq and is a predicted model, not a curated record. NCBI's taxonomy places the organism in Eukaryota, Viridiplantae, Streptophyta, Magnoliopsida, Malvales, Malvaceae.
AAAUCUUUUUCUAUUUUGGGCCCCAGUAAGCAUAGCUUCUAUUACUGGUAUUGUUAUUUGGGCCUGAAGCCCAAAUCUUCGAAUUCCCCAAUUAAACCCCUUAAACCCUAAACCAAUGCCUCUAUUUCUGCAACUCUCGUACCAGCUCUCUGUAACUGUAACCAUGUCGAUUCUCCGUAAACUCCAUAACAAAUCUCCUUAUUCCCAAUCUAUCCUCAAAAUUUUACGCGCUCGCUUCUUCUUCACCGGCCAGAUCCCUGACCCCGGGCCAGUGCCCGACGAGCCAUUCCCUGACGAGCCUACCUCAGCGUACUACGACGAGCAGGUCUACAAAGCAGGCCGAAGUGGGGACUUGGUGACUGUGGGGCACCUCCUAAAUAAGCGCGUGAGAGACGGAUGCUUCAACACCACCAAAACCUUCAAGUUCCUCACCGCCACGGAGUCAUCUUUCUCCAUCCUCGACGAUUUGGUCCGAACCGUAUCUCGUCUCGACAAAGGCGUCCCGCGCAAGAACGCGUUCGAUUCACUCAUCUCUCGUCUCUGCAAGCUGGGAAAAACCGACGAGUCCCUGCGCGUGAUCGACACGAUGGCCAAGAAAGGGUACGGAUUAAACACCGUUAGCUUUUAUCCGAUUUUGUGUGCGUUGACGAAGAAGAAGAAGAUGGAGGAGGCGUGGCGGGUGGUGGAUCUGAUGAGAGACGCCGGGCUUUUACCGGACGUGACGACAUAUAAUUAUCUGCUGACGGCCUAUUGUUUCGAAGGGAAGUUGGCGGAGGCGACCGCGGUGGUGAAGAAGAUGGAGGAGGAAGGGUUGGGUGCGGACGGGCGUACGUUCGACGCUCUGAUAAUGGGCGCGUGUAAGGCGGGAAAGGUGGAGGGAGCUCUGUUGCUGCUGAGGAGCAUGGUGGGUGACGGCUUUCACGUGAUGCAUUCGACGCAUACGCACGUGAUCAAUGGGAUGUUGAGGCUGGGCUAUUGGGACCCGGCGGUGAGGUUUGUGAUGGCUUGUCGAGGGAGGGAUGAGAAGUUGGACCAAGAGAGUUUUGGGGUUUUGGCCAACAAAUUGAUUGGUUUGCGACGGAGAGAUGAAGCAAUGCUUGUUUUGUCUGAAAUGAGGAAAAUGGGAUUGACUAUGGGUAGAAAAUUGACUGAUUUUUAUGAAAUGAAUGUAAACAAAAACCAAGGGACAGAAGGAAAUUAAUACACAAUUUUGAGUAUUCCAGAGAUAAGUCGAUUUUGAUUA